Amblyraja radiata (thorny skate) is the source of this 3210-nucleotide messenger RNA. RefSeq names its product CRK proto-oncogene, adaptor protein (gene crk). The record is from RefSeq and is a predicted model, not a curated record. Gene Ontology annotation, cellular component: cytoplasm. Gene Ontology annotation, biological process: enzyme-linked receptor protein signaling pathway; cell migration. Lineage: Eukaryota; Metazoa; Chordata; Chondrichthyes; Rajiformes; Rajidae. The transcript is spliced from 2 exons. Gene Ontology annotation, molecular function: receptor tyrosine kinase binding; signaling adaptor activity. Bases 386 to 1291 code for a protein of 301 amino acids.
CUCCCUCCCUUAUCCGCCGCCAUUUUACUCCGGCGUUGAGAAGAGCGGGAGGGGGGCGGCGGCGCCUUUUAGACACCAGACGCUGCCUCCUCGUUAUCAAAAAAUACUGGUUAGCGAUUAGACACUCGGCGAAAUCGCCGGGGAGGAGGCAGCACGCGAGAGCAGUGGGACCACUGACUUUUAUUUUCCAGUUAGUUAUUUAAACAACAAAACUAUUGGAUAUGCCCUGUGGCAGACGGGUGUGGGUUGGUCCAGGGUGUGUUUUAUGAGGUAAACCCGCGCCCUCGGGCUAAUUAAACUACAUUCGGUAGGCGUGCGAGGGAAGGAGCAGGCGAGCCUGCGGCCUAGGCGGCGGGGUGGUGGCGGCCGGGCUGCGGGCGCCGAGAUGGCGUCUAAUUUCGACGUGCAGGACCGGGCCAGCUGGUACUUCGGCAGCAUGAGGCGGGACGAGGCGGUGUCGCUGCUGCAGGGCCAGAGGCACGGCACUUUCUUGGUGAGGGACAGCCGCACCAUCCCCGGCGACUACGUACUGAGUGUGAGCGAGAACUCCAAGGUGUCUCACUAUAUCAUCAACAGCCGCCCGCAGCCAGGCUCCGGCCCCGGGCCCUCUCGCUUCCGCAUCGGCGACCAGGAGUUCGAGCACCUGCCCGGCCUGCUGGACUUUUACAAGAUCCACUACCUGGACACCACCACCCUGCAGGAGCCGGUGGCUAAGCCCCCGCACCUCGGGCUCGGCUCCGGCCCCGGUGGCCCUCGGCAGCAUCAGGACACCGAGUACGUCCGCGCCCUCUUCGACUUCCCGGGCAACGACGAGGAGGACCUGCCCUUCCGCAAGGGCGACCUGCUGCGAGUUAUCGACAAACCCGAGGACCAGUGGUGGAACGCGCAGAGUGCCGACGGCCGUUGCGGCAUGAUCCCCGUGCCUUACGUGGAAAAGUGUCGGCCCAGCUCGGUGCUCGGGCCGGCCGGCAGCCCGGACAGCUCGCUGGCUGCGGCCCAGCAUCAGCAGGGCGGCGGGCAGCAAGAGUUCGGGCCCUACGCUCAGCCCAAUGUCAGUACCCCGCUGCCCAAUCUGCAGAACGGGCCGGUCUAUGCCCGCGCCUUCCAGAAGCGGGUGCCCAAUGCGUACGACAAGACGGCACUGGCCCUGGAGGUUGGAGACCUAGUGAAGGUAACCAAGAUCAAUGUGAGUGGCCAGUGGGAAGGAGAGUGUAAUGGUAAACAUGGCCACUUCCCUUUCACUCAUGUCCGGCUACUGGAUCAACAGAACCCUGAGGAGGACCUAAGCUGAGUGGAUUUGUUUCAGAGAAAACAACAAUUUGAAUUACAGAUGGGAACAGACUUUCUAUGGUUCCAUUUCCUGACAAACCCCUCCCCAACCAACCUCGCACCCAAGACUUUGGCCCUCUAAUGUUUACACUAGCCCAGUAAGAUUGCAGUUAACUUGACUAUGGAAUGCCCUGUCUUUGAAACUGUUUGCAGUGACAGCGCUGAUGUAUGCUUUUGACACUGCUCUCCUUUUUGAUUUAACGGUUUUAAUGUUCAUUGGUGUGUAAGAUUCACAUGGUGGGCGCCUUUGGAGUUGAGAGCUUCUUCCCUAACUAAUGUUCCUGCAAGUAUUGUGGCUGUUAAUCUGGAUGUAUGUGUGAGAUGUUUUUUACAAAAAGCAAAUGCAACGUCACUUCAGGUCAAGUGAGCAAUGAUGGCUCCAGUUCAACACUAAACCAUGCUGAGCGUCUGCUCUCAGCCCUGCUGUGUGUUGAGUUAAUUGGGGAACUACAAUUACCUUUGCUGUCCCUGAAUUGGGUAACGGAGUGAAAAGAAUAGAAUCAUUCCAAGUUUCUGUUCGUCAUCCUGUAUCCUUGUCGGAAUGCCGGAAUUGUAUACUUGUCCUGAAGGUGGGAUCAAGGUCUUCAAUUGUGGUUGAGCAGCAAGCUGCCCCAUUGGAUACUAAAUAACUUGUUUGCAUGAAGUGCGGUGUAGUGGCGCAGAUGUCACAGCAUAACCAUUUCCCAGCAAUUGGAAAGGACAGCAGUCUCUCUUGCAUGAUCUCGCACAACUUCACAGUUUGUGGGGACAAAUACUAAACACUACUGGAUAGGGAUGUACCAUGAUAAGUUCAGCUCCGUAAAAAGCAAAUCAUUUAAAAUAAUUUGUCUGAAUCACUUUAACAAUCACAGUAAAUUAUUUUAUUUUGCAGUAACCAUUAAAGGGACACUACUUUUUUUUCAGAAAAUUGAUAUCAACCAGGUUAGGAAUAGCUUUUAGGACAUGUAAACAUCUCACUGUCAGCUACUUUUUAUUAGCAAACUCAACUGUUUUACAGUUUGAUCAUUUGUCAAUCUAAAAACAUCAAAUGUGACAAUCUUAUUGAACCCCUUUUCCAAGAUAUCUACUUUGCCAAUAAACACCUUAACUAAUGCAAGGAUUAUGCAAGAACCAAUGGAAAGAAAUGCAAGUAUAGUUUGUCUUGUAACUUGCUGCCACAUAAAAUAGGAAACACUACAAAAAAUUAUGUUGAAGGAUAGGAGGGUAGAGGGUUUAAGUAAGUUAUGAUCUUGUUUGCUAAUCGUGCAGCUGGUUUGUGGUGAUGGACAAGGGAAAUGAAUUAAUCAAGUUUAUUUUUUUUGCUGAUGAACACGUGCCUAAUGUUUAUGUACACUUUGCCAUUCCAAACAAAGAAUCAUGUUUCUCUACAGUGUCAAUGAAAAUGCUCUCUUGUUUAUCAUGCACUACCUAAAUCCUGGCACAUUCCUUGGACUAUUCUUUCCUGGAAACUGCUUAAUUGAUCCCAGGAUACCUGGUCUUCCAGUUGUUACUUUGACUGAAGCCCCAUUGCUCUUGAGAAAAUGCAAAUUACACAGCACAAACAUUUAAUAAUUGUACAGGAAGAUGUAAAGAAAGAACAAGUACUUGUUCAUCUUCUGAACUGACCUGAGUGUCUUAAUCUUUUAUGUUACUUAUGACACAUAGCACAGUUAAAUAUAGCAGUUAUACUAACAUUUUACAAAUGGCUCCUCUGAAAUUAUUUUCCUUUUAACCUUAUUUCUGCUCUGAGAUUGUAUUAAAAUUCUGUAAAAAGAAAAAAAAGAUUCUGUUUAACAAUUGUAACGAAACACAGACAUGUAUUUAUUGUUUUAAGAUUGCUGUGACCACUUUUUCUUUGAGCCGAUGGCUGAGUGUUUAAACGGGCUGUGGUAUAGUGCGUGG